UCACCUCUUUAUGUGAGUGGGUCUAUAAAUAGGAAAGCGUCUCGUUCGAGUUACGCACGCAAUUAGCGAAAGUACUUAGCGAAGCGACAGGGCUCCUCUAAAGAGGGAAAUUCCUAGCCACCUAUUUGGCCAGCACCAGAGUGUAUCUAUAAUUGCUCAGUGCGUUCUUGGCGACGCUGCUGUGAAAAUCACUUACUGGGCACUCUUCUCGCCACGUCGCGUCUCGCCACACGUAAUCGAUGCAAGAUUUCGGUGAAAAUAUUCAGCAGGUCCACAAUGACCAGCUGGGCAGGCACCUGGUGGCAGGGAUGAACAUCGAACCGGGUGAUACUCUGCUGGAGGAGCGCCCCCUGCUGGUGACUCCUCACUGGGAGUGUGGCCAGCUCAAGUGCGCCCAGUGCUUCCAGGAGUCGUACGUCAUCUGCCGGCGGUGUCAGGUGUAUCCUCUGUGCAUGGAUUGCAGUCAGCACGAUGACUUUGAAUGCAGUUUCUUUGCUAGUGGAGCAGGGAAAGGUAUCUGCAAGGAUAUCCUGGUGAAAAACUAUGGCAUAUGUGGUCUUCUCAAGUUGCUGCUCCUCCUGGAAGAUCCUGCCACUCGACCUGAUUGUGAGACGCUCGUGGAACGGCCAGUUAACCUGGAUGAUUAUAGGGAUGGGGACGGAAUGUGGCAGGAGCAUGAAGAGCAGGUGGUAAGGCCACUGAUGGCCAGUGGCCUACUGGAGGUCCUUCCAGGCCAGCAGCUGACGAGUGAUGUGCUGCACGCCCACUGCAUCCGUAUCGACAGCAAUGCCUUCGAGGUGACCGCCCGGGACGGAGACACCUUAAAAGGAGUAUUCGUGUGCGGAGCCAGUCUGCCGCAUAACUGUGUUCCCAAUACGGUGGUGGCCUUGGACGAGCAGUUCAACAUGAAGCUCUAUGCAGCUGUGCCCCUCCAGACCGGUGACAUCAUAUACAACUCCUACACGAAUCCCCUGAUGGGAACCAGCCAAAGGCAACAUCAGCUACGUCUCAGUCGCCGCUUGGACUGCUCCUGCUCCAGGUGUCUGGAUCCCACGGAAAUGGGCACCCAUAUGAGCAGCAUGAAGUGCCGGGAAUGCUCCCAGGGAUAUGCUGUCUGCGAAAUGGACUCCGAAGGUCGACCUGGCGACUGGCGCUGCUUGGAGUGUCAGGCCACCAUGUCAGCUGCCAGUGUGCAUGAGCUGUUGGCGGAGGUGGGAGGCGCCUUGGUGGAGGCUCGCGGUGAGCUGCCGGUCUACGAAUCCCUGCUGACUCAGUACAAAUCUAUGCUUCAUCCCAAUCACUUCCUGCUGCUGGACAUCAAGCAAAACAUAGCCAGCAUUCUGCGGGCCGCCGCACUAAUGAACUCCAUGGAGCAGCCUUGCAAGAAACUGCUGGCUCGCAGGGUGGAGCUAUGCUCCGAUCUGUUGCCCGUCUGCCGGGCCGUGGUUCCGGGCAUUUCCAAGCUUUAUGCCAUCGGCCUGUUUGAGUAUCUUCUGGCUCUGAUCGAGCUGGUGGAGCUGCAGUUUGCCGAAAGUGAUAUGACCAAAAAGGAGUAUGUGGCCCAGCUAAGGACUGCCAGGGUGGUGGGCAAGGAAGCUAUGGAUCUGCUACGCUUUGAGCCGGAAAACUCUGCCGAGGGCUACCUCUCCGAUCGUAUUUCCAUGGAGUUGGAGCGCAUCGACUCGGAUUUGAAUAAAUACGGAGGCUAGCGAACAGAGAGUGCUGCUGCCGUGAUUUUAAAUUUAAAAUAAAUUAGAUUAGUCCAAUGGAAGAGGAAUGUCUUCCCUUUCUCGUUA
Drosophila bipectinata is the source of this 1796-nucleotide messenger RNA. RefSeq names its product SET and MYND domain containing, arthropod-specific, member 7 (gene SmydA-7). NCBI's taxonomy places the organism in Eukaryota, Metazoa, Arthropoda, Insecta, Diptera, Drosophilidae. The record is from RefSeq and is a predicted model, not a curated record.